Messenger RNA from Vigna angularis (adzuki bean), 800 nucleotides. RefSeq names its product profilin-1. The transcript is spliced from 3 exons. The record is from RefSeq and is a predicted model, not a curated record. Gene Ontology annotation, cellular component: cell cortex. Gene Ontology annotation, molecular function: actin monomer binding. NCBI's taxonomy places the organism in Eukaryota, Viridiplantae, Streptophyta, Magnoliopsida, Fabales, Fabaceae. Bases 114 to 509 code for a protein of 131 amino acids.
AUGCCUAUAGCUCCGUGGAAUCAACGCAGCCAAGAAAAGAAAAUCCCAACCCCAUUUUCUGAGCAGUUAAACACUCUUGAGAAAAUUCGGAGUUUAGAGAGAAAAUCAGAAGCAUGUCGUGGCAAGCCUAUGUUGAUGACCACCUUCUCUGUGAGAUCGAAGGUAAUCACCUCACUCACGCCGCCAUCAUCGGUCAGGAUGGCAGUGUUUGGGCUAAGAGCGGCAGUUUCCCUCAGUUCAAGUCGGAAGAAAUAGUGGGGAUCAUGAAUGACUUGAAUGAGCCAGGAACACUUGCUCCUACUGGAUUAUACAUUGGUGGUACUAAAUAUAUGGUCAUCCAAGGUGAACCCGGCUCUGUCAUUAGAGGCAAGAAGGGUCCUGGUGGUGCUACGGUCAAGAAGACCGGUUUGGCCUUGGUCAUUGGCAUUUAUGAUGAACCCAUGACUCCAGGUCAAUGCAACAUGAUAGUUGAAAGGCUUGGUGAUUAUCUCAUUGAACAGGGUCUCUGAUCCCCUCUUUAUGACUUGUUAUGGUGCAUAUUUCAUUGGCUUCUGUACAAGGUUUUUUGCAUCGACCUCGACUGGAAUGCUUUGAUUGCAGUUUAAUAAUCUUGUGGGUGUCAAAAGUCACGGGAUCUGCGUGUUGUGAAGAAAGUGUUUGAUGCUUGAGAAAUGAUGACUAUAAUCUCCUAUGGUUGUACUUUUUUAGUGGGUACCUGUAUACAUUACAGUGGUUUUAAAAUUUUAAUGCUAUGGUAUAAUGGUUGGCAUAUUUAUGAAAAAGUUGCGGAUUCUUGUCUA